Leptosia nina is the source of this 279-nucleotide messenger RNA. The record is from the annotation of a GenBank genome assembly. NCBI's taxonomy places the organism in Eukaryota, Metazoa, Arthropoda, Insecta, Lepidoptera, Pieridae.
AUGGGUAUUCAGAGUUUUUCAUAUUAUGGAGAGACCAAACCAAUAUCCUUAAAGGUACACCUCUUUGACGAGAGAGUCAAGCGUCAUUGCGUAGAGACGCUUGGGUCUUAUGAUUUUGUAUUUCUGCUAACCGUACCUCAAGGAAAAUACUUAAUCCUAUUUUUCCACCCUUUUGUCGAGGGGUGCCGUGCGAGGCGGGGACGGGACGAGCGUGGCCUCUGGCUAGCCGCCCAGGGCACCUACCGCGGACCUGCGCAUUGCCACCAAGGUAACUCAUAA